Fusarium graminearum PH-1 is the source of this 739-nucleotide messenger RNA. RefSeq names its product myosin regulatory light chain cdc4. Gene Ontology annotation, cellular component: myosin II complex. The record is from RefSeq and is a predicted model, not a curated record. Gene Ontology annotation, molecular function: calcium ion binding. The transcript is spliced from 3 exons. Bases 85 to 528 code for a protein of 147 amino acids. Gene Ontology annotation, biological process: mitotic actomyosin contractile ring assembly. NCBI's taxonomy places the organism in Eukaryota, Fungi, Ascomycota, Sordariomycetes, Hypocreales, Nectriaceae.
AUCUUGCAUCUUCAAUAUCACAACAUUCGCAGUCGCAAACUUCACAUACCACACACCCAUUCAUUAUACUCAUCAUAAGCAAUCAUGUCUAACAACAAGUUUGAAUCGCAGGCUUCUACCAACUACAAGGAGGCUUUUGCCCUGUUCGACAAGCGCGGAAACGGCCGUGUCACUGUUGACAGCCUCGGUGAUCUUCUGCGCGCCUGUGGCCAGAACCCUACUCUUUCCGAGAUUCAGGACCUCGAGAAGAACGUUGGUGGCGAAUUCGACUUCGAGACAUUCCAGCGCGUCCUCAACCGCCCCGGCGGUUUCCGCGACCCUGGCGAGCCUGAGGAAUACUGCCGCGGUUUCCAAGUGUUUGAUAAGGAUAUGACGGGUUUCAUCGGCGUCGGCCAGCUUAAGUACAUCUUGACAAACCUGGGCGAGAAGAUGACCGACGAGGAGGUCGACGAGCUCCUCAAGGCCGUCGACACCAGCUCAGGCCAGGUCAACUACACUGACCUUGUGCGAACCAUCCUCGCCAACUAAAGAUUGUAAAGAUAUGGGCGGGUUAGGUUAUGCAUCUACGUUGACGGACCGGCGUUUGCUUGUUUGAUUAUGGAUAUGGAUGGAAUCGGCUACGGAUACGCUGAAAUGAUGAAUUAUUGCUUCCCUUGUACGGAGCACUAGCAUGUCUGGAUUUUUGGUAGAUAAUUGGGAGGCGAGUAGGAGUUAUGAAAUAAAGCUCUAUAUGUCUCAA